AUGGAAUUUUCACAAAGAUUAACUGAUUUGCCUCCCUUCGGCCAGCUCCAUUUCGAUGACAGUGACGAGGAUAUGGACGUCGAUAUCGCUGAUAUUCUGACCCCCUCCAGGGCCCCGGGCCAUAAAUCGCCUUUAUGCCCAAUGAUGGACGAGGACUCUGGUCUAGGAAUGGACAGUGACGAUCCAGACCAAAUUGCGCUUGAAUCCUCCUUUAAUGGUUUGAAAAACACGCCGAAGUUCUCAUUACAAUGUGAUGGUCAGAAUUCCGGAAGUAGACUAAUCGUCCGGCGUACCCUCUUCGGACAAAGUUCCUAUAACAGAGAAGAUGGUUCUUACUGUAAAACAAGACGAGAGAAACAGAUGACACACAGAGGAGCAAUCUUUAAGAAAUCUUUAUCAUUUGGGGACUCUCCUCUUAUCCGAGCAGAGGAAACGGAAGUAAAAACUGCUGUGGCGAGGCUGACAGACGAGGAAAACCUUAUUGGGGACGGAAGUCAGGAAUGUUCUCUUCCCACCAUCAGGGGCAAACACAGUGAUUUGAAAACGAUUUCCGGAGAUACGGUGGCUGAGUUGCUGAGCGGGGGCUAUGAUGAUGUCAUUUCCAGUUUCCGACUCAUUGACUGUAGAUACCCGUAUGAAUAUGAAGGCGGUCAUGUAAUGGCAGCUGAGAAUAUUUACAAACAGGUAGAUGUUUCCAGUAUCCUGGAGAAUGCUACUCUGGAUGAUAAACGUCACAUUCUUAUAUUUUAUUGUGAAUUUUCAUCAGAGCGAGGACCAAAAAUGUACCGGAAGCUGCGCAGUGCAGACCGUGAGGUAAAUAAGGACUAUUAUCCCCGACUGUUCUAUCCGGAAAUUUAUCUGUUACACGAGGGCUACAAAUCAUUUUUCCAACAUCAUAAGAGCUUUUGCACACCACAAGACUAUAAACCCAUGCUUCACAAAGACCAUUCGAACGAUCUGCGUCAUUUCCGGGCCAAAUCUAAGUCUUGGUCUGGGGGUGAGAGAAGAAGUGGACCCCACAGACUUCUUUUAUAGAAAGUUGGUUGUA
This is a messenger RNA of Saccostrea echinata, 1048 nucleotides long. RefSeq names its product M-phase inducer phosphatase-like. The transcript has 9 exons. The record is from RefSeq and is a predicted model, not a curated record. Lineage: Eukaryota; Metazoa; Mollusca; Bivalvia; Ostreida; Ostreidae. Gene Ontology annotation, molecular function: protein tyrosine phosphatase activity. Gene Ontology annotation, biological process: G2/M transition of mitotic cell cycle; protein dephosphorylation; positive regulation of G2/M transition of mitotic cell cycle. Bases 1 to 1035 code for a protein of 344 amino acids. Gene Ontology annotation, cellular component: cytoplasm; nucleus.